Molecule: messenger RNA, 3268 nt
Organism: Anopheles cruzii
Lineage: Eukaryota; Metazoa; Arthropoda; Insecta; Diptera; Culicidae
Exons: 6
Coding region: 5-3268 (1087 amino acids)
Biological process (GO): regulation of DNA-templated transcription
Cellular component (GO): nucleoplasm
Source: RefSeq, a predicted model, not a curated record
GACCAUGUGGCCAAUGAAGCUGGAUAUGACUCGCGACGAAUGCCGCGGUGUUCUUCGGCGGCUUGAACUCGAAUCGUAUGGCACCAUCGUAAGUGCAUUCCGGGCCCAAGGAACGCUGUGCAAGGAGAAAUCACGGAUACUGGAAGACUUACGGCGUGUGCUGCACAUAUCUAGCGAUCGACAUCGAGCAGAAGCACGGCGCGUCGCAAACGAUGAGCGCCUGACAACGGUAGCCGAAAUUGUUUGGGGACCGAACAGUUCGCAGGAUUGGCGUCGGGAAGGUCAUCGGUCGUUCCCCGUGCUACCCAGGACGGUGCCGCACACGGCCCUUACCUAUAUUGCUAACACGGUGUACGAGCAACUUACGCGUGCAAACUCCAAACUACCGCAUCCCGCUAAAACGUCCUGUGAUCGAUUUGGCAAAGCUGAAGCGGUGUACAAAUUCGAGUUGAUCAAAAUGGAACCAGCGCUUGCUAAGAAAGGUUUCGAACGUGAUGCAGCAAUCGUAACUUCAGACCCGUUGCAGGACAUAAUGUCCAAAAGCUAUAUCGAGAAUGAUAUGACGCAGGUGGAAGCAGCGAGGAAAGGGAAACCACAGGCACAGGAUGAAUUACACGAGCGUACGAUUCAAGAGACACAGCUAGACGAGAAUGGUGUUUUUGUGACCGAAAAGACAUUUUCUCCUGUCAACGACCAUCCAUCCCUGAGUGACAUACUGUUGGAGGGACCUACCAAGGGAGGAGGCGCCAAUAACAAACUGGAGCAGUGCAAAGCAUACGGUGGCAAAUCGACCGGCAAAACUGGGGAGCGUACGAGGAAAAAUUCCCAAGGAGCUAAACGGCCGGCGAAGGUGAAAUCCCCUUAUCCGUCAGGAAAGCCGCCCAAGUUCGGGUCUUCCAAGGCGAGCAGUUUACACAGCCCACAUUUGAUUCACUCUUACGCCGUUCCGUACGAUGUGGCAACGUCUACCGCCAACGGUGCGGAAAACGUGCCACAACUGCAGCACCACCUAACAUCUAACAUGCCAUAUCCACAGCAAAAUGCAAAUCACCCAGCGAUACCCGGUGGACAGUUGAUGAAAUCGCAGCAAAAUCCGUCAACAUGCAACUUCACACCACCUACCGGGACACAGUCCGUUCCAGGAACGUCAACAGUGUUCUCAUCUCCGCUACAGGCAUCCGCGAAUGUGUGCACGCAUCAGAAGUGUAUAUUGCCGUCUUCGAAAAAGGACAUUCAGUACAAUCUUUCGAAGCUUAAUCCGACCUACGGCGGCGGCGUUAGUGGCCCUGCGAGGGGUGAUAAUGUGCAUUUUUCUGCGCGAUCCGCAAAUCAUGUGCAUGGCAAACCCUGCCACCUGCCGCAUCCGUUGUUGAAUUAUCAAAAGAAAUCGCCUGGCAAAAACAUUCUUAUACCCACAUCGACCUCGGCGGCCACGUUGACUACGAUGGGUCUGCCGAAACCGCUGCACCCACCGUCACCGGAGCAUUUGAACCAUUGGGAAGCUGGCGGUGCUGGUGGCGGUAAGACUGGCGAUACUAACGAGCAACCGAACCACGCGAAAGUACGCCAUUCACAAGAAAUACCGGAUCCGAAAGUAAUAUUUUCCACUGUCCCCGCUAUUCCGCCACCCGACCACCAUGUGGAAGAAAACCUUCGACGCGUGGUAGACGCAAAGAUCAGAGAGGGCGCUGCUGUUGCCGUGGCGACGAAAACGGAGUCAAAACCUAGUCACCUCAACGGUGCGCCAAACAACACCGCCGGUACCGGUGCUGGUAACACACCGGUGAAGGUUGGAGCUCAGAUACUGAAAUCAUCCGCAAUUAAGGCCACUCCGGUUCUCACCGGGUUCACGCCAGUCAGCGGUGGCAACAAGCUCUCGGUGCACAAAACACAGCUAAUGCCACUCGGCAGCGGAAGUGCAGCGGCUCCUUCGGUAGCAACGGGCGCUGCUGCAAUAAUAAAGAACAAUGUAUUUAUUCUACCAAAACCCAGCCCCACCGGAACGCUUAACGCCGCGGGUAUGAAAAUGUCCCUUCCCAGAAGUGCCGUGGACUUGACGCAUCCGGUAGCACUGCACGUGACACGCAGCCCACCGAAGGUGAUCGUGCAGCCAGUACCAGAGCUGAAUAAUGUUGUCGCAUUCGAUGCUGGCCUAGAGCAAUCCACUAAACCGCACGUUGGAAAGGUGGUUGCCGCCGAUGCCGAUGAAAAAUCGAGGGUUGAUAUGACCACGCUGUCAACAGAAACAACCGAUGGAGGACCACCUAUGAGAAAGAUUACAAUUGCCAGUAGCCAGCUGGUACCUUUCAAAGGCACAUUGCACGGGACAACGCUGCCAUUAAUGGUCUCUCCCGCCGUACCCGGUGCAAAGAAGCUAAAGCUUUCAACUGAGAGAAUCUCUCAGCUGUCUGUGCCGGCCGAUACCGAGGCAGCACGUGACUGGGAGCAGGAAUUGGACCGCACGAAAAGUGCUUCUUCAGCAGUGCUUCAAAAAACCAACUUGUUGUUCCGUAAGAUCGAUGCAGAAAUCAUAUGUACCACCAGCAGAACCGGGGGGGUUCAGUAUGCCAAUAGCGACCGCGAUCGCCCGUGUGCCUUUAGUGCCGGCGGUGAAACGGCUACCGCACUGCAAAGUGAGUAUGAGGCAAACUGCACGGAGCGGGGCGAUGAUUCAUCGGCCACUGAUUCGGCCGCCGCGGAAGAAGACCUGGACGAUGAGACGAGCAGAAUGGGGGACGAAAACGACGGGAUUGAGGAUAACGAUUACGAGGAGGAGCAUACAGUCAACAUGGCCGAGGACAUGGCCGACGAUUUAUAUAUCGAAGAGGAUCACAACCUAGACGCGCUCAUCGAGGAAGAUCCGGAGGAAGAUUGUUUCGUGGACGAUGGCAUCGAAGACGAACGGAUCGAGAUCGAGAACCCAAGCUACAAUUCGUCGCGGCGGCAGUUGGUGGCGGAACUGGAAGGCACAGAGGAACCGGGAUUUUUCCGGGAAGAGCAUUCGGAAACGAACGGUAUAUUGGUGGUACCGGCGGCCAUAAACUUCGAGCAGUGCAGCGACGUGAUCGAGACGAUUGAAAACGGUGAUCUGCACGAACCGUCGUCGAUCGAGUCGAAGGAUGAAAUCGUGUGUGAACUAUUGGAAAUUGAUGCAGACGGCAAUCACCACACGCGCCAAUUCUCCUACGAGCAAGCGCUGGCCGAAGGGCUAACUGUUCUGCCGCGGAUCGCCAAAACGCCUCACAAGGUUAACCCGUCCGUGAGUUAA